Aspergillus brunneoviolaceus CBS 621.78 is the source of this 1584-nucleotide messenger RNA. Its product is annotated as high-affinity glucose transporter. The record is from RefSeq and is a predicted model, not a curated record. The transcript has a single exon. Gene Ontology annotation, biological process: carbohydrate transport; transmembrane transport. The coding region runs from base 1 to 1554 and encodes 517 amino acids. Gene Ontology annotation, cellular component: membrane. Gene Ontology annotation, molecular function: carbohydrate:proton symporter activity. NCBI's taxonomy places the organism in Eukaryota, Fungi, Ascomycota, Eurotiomycetes, Eurotiales, Aspergillaceae.
AUGGCGGCGCCUGAUAGCAUACGGAGUCUCCCAUGGCUCAUCUGGGCUGUAGCGAUCUUCGGGUCCCUCUCCUCCGCAGGGUUCGGGUUCGACCAAGCCUGGUGGGCGAGCAUCAUGAGCUCCCAGCAAUUCGCCCGUCGGUUCGGACACUACAGCCACCCUCAAGAGAUCUGGGUGCUGAGCGACCGGCAGCAAUCGCUGGGCACCGGAUUGGGCUAUGCCGGGGUCAUCCUGGGGCUUCUGUGCGCCACCCCGUUGAACGAACGGCUCGGCCGCAAGAAUAGCCUGUGGAUCCAGUCGGCCGUGGUGAGCGUGGGCGUGAUCAUCGAAUCCACCUGCCAGACGAGCUAUGCCCAGUUCCUCGUGGGCAAAGCCGUCGUCUACUUCGGCGGCGGCAUCGCCUCCAACGUGAUCCCGGUCUACCAGGGCGAGUGCGCGCCCCAGGCCCUCCGUGGGGUGAUGGCAGGCACGUACAACGUCUUCCUGAUGGUCGGCGGACUGGUGGCGGCCCUCAUCGUCUACCUCUGUCGCCACAUCCCCAGUGACUGGGCCUGGCGCGGAGUCGUGGUGGCGCAGAUCGCCAUCCCGCUGCUGAACUGGAUCAGUCUGCCCCUUCUUCCCGAGUCACCGUACUGGCUGAUGCACCGCGGACGCCUCGACGAAGCCGGGGCCAGUCUGGCUCGACUGCGCGGCAUUCCCCUCGCGGACGCCCAGGUCGAGGUCGCUCGCCUUCAACAGCAACAACAACAACAGCAAUCGCAAAAGCCACAGCAUAAUCAAGCGCAGCAUCCCGACGAGUCCUCCUCCUGGGCUGUCUGCUUCACCAACCCCAUCUACCGCCGCCGCACCGCCAUCUGUGUCGGGGCGCAAGUCUUUCAACAGGCGCAAGGCAUCUCCUUCGUCGCCAACUACCAGGCCGUCUUCCUGCAACAGAUCGGCUUCCGCCAGGUCCUCCUGAUGUCCGUGGUGGUGUAUGUCAUCGGGAUCGCCGGCAACCUCACCGGCGUGGCCGUCACCGACCGUCUGGGCCGGCGGCUCGUGCUGCUGGUCUCCGCCGCCCUGCUGGCCGCAUGUAUGCUCACCAUCGGCGGGCUGACGUGCACGCCGACCGACAACUACGGGAGACAGGUCGGCGCGGUGGUCAUGCUCAUGCUGUGGUUCUUCACCUUUCAGAGCACCUGGGGCCCGUUGGCGUGGGUGAUCACGGCCGAAGUGCCCCCGGCCGCCGCGGUGCGGGAGAAGAUGGUCACCCUGGCGGGGUUUGCGGCGUACGGCACGGGGCUGGUGAUUGUGUUUGUGAAUCCGUAUACGCAGGCGGCGAUCGGCGGCAGCGUGGCGUUUAUCUAUGGAGGAUUGUCGGUGGUGGCGACGGUGUUCGUGUGGUUGGUGGUGCCGGAGCUCAAGCAGCGGUCGCUGGCGGAGAUCGAUGAGAUGUUCGCCGAGCGGGUGUCGGCCAGAGCCUUUGGGAGGUAUCAGUGUCAGAGCAUGUUGUCCAGGAGGGACGUGGAAGGGAAGGCAGGAUCUUGGCAGGAAGAAUGCGUUGAGGAGCUGUGAUGGGGAUUGUACGUAAAGCUUAGGUUUAUG